CAGGAAGUUCAGAAAGGUGCAAAAACGAAAGUUAAUAUUUAACAGAUAAUAUAUGGGAUUUUAAGUCACCUUUAAGCGAUCAACCACUGAUGUCUUGAGAUUAAGACAAACAGACAUCUUAGAAAUGGCUGAGGAUACUGACAAGUACAACCGGAGAAGCUUUGUGGCAAGCCUUCCAUCUGACUACAGUGAUGUUCAGCCUCAAAGCUACGACCCAGACUUUAUCUCUUCCAUUAGUAAUCAGAUGCAGGUUCCAGACAAAAUUCCCGUACUCAACGGAGGAGACACAGAGUUUGACAUGCGAAGGGGGAUGGACUGGUCAGAUGAUAGAGGGAAGUCACAUGCAAUGAAUGUGCCGGAGCGAAUCAUGCUGGCAGGAGGUGGGCACCAUGUUGGCGGAAGGCAGGAUGUUCAUCUGAACUUUGACAGCCUGCCUCGGGGUAGCUCAGAGACAGUGGGGCUGCUGACUCCACCCCAUACACUCACCCUUGACGAGCAGUUCCCUUCCCUAGAGUCCAGCAACGAUGAUGAAGAGGUGGAGGGGAUAAACGCUGAACCCAGGGUCCCAAACGGGAGAACAAUGGCACUGCGGACGCCAACCACACCACUAUCAGAUUCCCUUAUGCUGUCUGGGGAGGAUUCUGUUCUGCUCAGAUCACAGUUGAUGAAACUGAAUAGACGUUUACACACCAUGGAGAGACAACAAGAGCUACUGGCAAAUAGAGAGAAACUUGCCUUUGGAGCGGCGAUGGGCUACUUCAUGAUCAAAUUUGUCUUCUGGUUUUUCCGCAGCAAAUGACAACUAAAGAUAAAGGGACCAACGAGACCAUUUCUUCAGAGUUUUGUCAAUAUUAAUACUUUAACACUGGUGUAUUUUCUACUUGUGAUAUACAAUAGACAGAAACUGGUCGAGGGAAGGAGAAAAUUCCCAUUUUUGUUGCAAUACUUGAAAUAUCUUUGGAAUAGAUGCCUCCAUUCAACUUAAGUAUGUUCAUGUAUGAGCAUUUAAGCUAUCUUUAAAGUAUUAUUUUUAUACACCAGUUUAAAAAAAAAAAAUGAUAUAUUAUGGGAUCAUCUUUGACAGGGGGCGUCAACUAAGUUUUGCACACUUACUCAAGGAGCUUUUGCUGGAUCAUCACCAAACUUGGGCAAUAUGUGUAUGGGCGUACCUCAGCCAAGUCUAAUUACAAGCCAUGUCACCCCAAUCCCUUAAGGGUUAUGCAGUCAUCGAAAUCAGACUUUUGGAUGAACAAGCCCGAAUUCUUAUUGUAUUGCUUGGCAUAAAAGUUUUGAACAAGCCCUGCUAUAUAAAAUUCAGAAUUUGAGCAAGCCUUUGAACAUUUUACCAGUGCAGGGCUUGCGGGCUUGUGCUAAUUUCGACUACUGGUUAUGGUCCUUGAAUUGCUUAAUCUACAAAAAGGUGUUGUUGUCCAUUAUGUAACUUGGAAGAACUUUUUUUUUCAAUCAACUAAACGUGCACAAUAUGUGUAAUGGAAUAAUAUCUCGAUCAAGUUUGAUAGUCUGCAAUGUCUGGCCAGUAAUUUCUAAAUAACUGCACUUAAUUUGCUUAAGUUUGUGUUGCCUGCGCUGUAACUCUAGUAGAUUUUGUCUGAUCUUCACCAAAAUAGGGAAAUAUGUUUAGGGGCAAUAUAUCAUGGCAAAGUUUAAUUACCAGUCACUCCAGAGUUACUACCCUUGAAUUAAUAAACAAUGUAUUUGCAGUGUCCGCUCUCUGUAUUUGACUCAUGUACAUGUACAUGUACACUAAAGUUAGUGUCUAAAAAUAAGACGGACAUUUUGUGAAAGUUGGCAUUUUACUUCUUUAUCUCUGUUUCUUAAUGUGUUGUUUCCAUGCUCAAAUACAUGUAUCUUCUGAUGCAUAUAUUUUGUUCUGCUUUAUUGCAGUUCUAGAUUGUCAUCUUAGUAUUAUAGGGGUUUUCGAUAUGUAUUCAUUAUUCAUAAUAUCAUAAAAUAUACAACGUAAUAAUAAUAAUUUUUAUAGUCUUUUAACUACUCUAUCAUUAAUAUAAUAUUCCUAGUUUCGCCACCAAUUAAGAAAAUAUCUGCAAAAUUUAGAUAAAUGAUAAAUGGCUGAGAUUAUAAUACAUGUAGUAGAUCAGACAUUGCAAAAGAUACUUAUUUCAAAUGGUUUUGUGUAAUCAAGCUUCAAAAAAGUUAAUUAAAUACUGUAGGAAAUAAAUUUAGUGCAUGGGGUUAGUCUGUUGAUGUUUUAUGUCAACAGGUUUUAUAUUCAGGAUAUUUAAGACAGCAACUUUACGGCUUUUUGAACAUAAUCUUAAAUGGUCUAUAUUGCUCAAAAAAAAUGGUUAAGUCCCAUUUUAGCAAUAAUCUAUCACAGGAAAGCAAUUUACAGAUAUUCAACAGGAGAAGGCACGUGUGUUUUGCUUCAUACAGUUUAAAGAUACUUGUACAGGGGAACAGUCCAAUUUGAAAGCCUUCCUGUGGGGUGGGUUUUGUAUGGAAAGCUAUAGCACUCCUACGCACAGGGUACAGAUCGUAGAAAUAUCAGCGUUCGAUGUGCUUAUAAAAUAUUGCUCUUCCUGAGCAAAUUUAUGACCACUGUGCGCAAGAUUGAUUACAUAAUAACUGUGUAGUGUGCAUUAUACAUUUGGUGUAUGCACUAAAGUUAUUCUAUUCUGUAAACAGAGAUGAUGUUUCUGAAUUAAUCCUCAAAUCAGGAUUGUAAGCUUUUUAUUUCGUUUUAUAAUACAACUGUAUAGUAAGUUUUCACCAGAUUAUUUGCGUGAAAAAAGUAGAUAUUAACAUCAUCAUCAUCAUCAUCAUCAUCAUCAUCAUCAUCAUCAGUGAACGCCUCAUUCAUAUUUAGCAUUCUCACAAACUUUAGAUGAUUCCAAGUCUCACAAGGGCUGACUGGAACCCAUUUAAGCUUGCUGACUAUGUUUGUUGGUAGAUGGUUUGGGCACGUACAUACCCAAGUUGCUUGGUAAUGGUAAAGUUGAUAUUGCAGGAAAUGUUCAGUUUUAGUCUGGACCAUUCAUCUUGAUCUUCUAGGUGUUGUUUGUCAUUUUUCUUGUAGUUAUGUACGGGUGAUUAAUGUAAGGUACUCACAUCUUGAUGUGCGCUAGAAUAUUAAUACUAAUAUCUAUUACCUUUAUAUUUUGUUUUAUGAAUUUCAUAUUGUAAAAAUACAUCUUUAAGAAGUU
Mya arenaria is the source of this 3185-nucleotide messenger RNA. Its product is annotated as transport and Golgi organization protein 11-like. The record is from RefSeq and is a predicted model, not a curated record. The transcript is spliced from 6 exons. NCBI's taxonomy places the organism in Eukaryota, Metazoa, Mollusca, Bivalvia, Myida, Myidae. Bases 125 to 799 code for a protein of 224 amino acids.